AUGAUCACCACCCAGACUCAAGAAGAAUCAGGGGGCUACGAUAACGACCCAGUAGCAUUACCUUGGGGCCCUCGACUGCGUGUAGAAUAUAGCGUCUCGCCGAAUGCUACGCACGCUUCGCCAUGGAGCAACUACUCGGCUUCUCCUGACCUCAUGGUCACAACUUCACAGCACGCGUCCCCUCAAUGCAAAUCAUUUGGUUCUACCGCAGCCUCUCCGUACAGCAACUGGAGUGUAUCGCCGGGGAUGAUGAUAACUACAUCCCAACAUGCAUCCCCAGCAAUCCCUUUUAAUUCUCCUCUUCGAUCCACUCCCAAGCGCACAGCAAUGCUUGCUGCUCCGCCAGUAGACUUGCACACAGGCGCUGCUCGACCGGCCUCAAAACCUCUCCCAGGAUUGACUGCCGUUGACGAAUCUCCAAUACUCUCACCAAACGGGAAUGAUGUCGACAGCUCCACCUUGGUGGAAACAACUCUUCAACGCCGGAUGGACGUGACAGACAGAUUGAUGGAAGCAUUUCGGAUGUUUCCAGCGCCUGCUUGCGACGUGCUAGCACUCUCUCUCAGAGCAUUCUUCAGCGAAUAUUCGACUUCUACGCUGAGAGUUUGCUGCGAGACACCAGUGGCACUGGAGAGAUACAGUAUCCAAGACCAACGAACUAUCCUCUCGCCCAAGUCGUCGAGAACCGGUGCUGGCCGAUUUUCUCAAAUCAAGACGGGAGGUAUUAUGGCGCAUCUCCGGGAUGCUGAUUCGUUGAUUACGGCAGUUCACCGGACGCCUUCGCGUUGUAGGUAUAAAAACUCUCGUCUACGGAUGUCGCCCAACGUUUUCACAAUCAUCCACCGCCUCGACGGUAAUGCCAGAGCUUUGGCUAGCUCGCACCUCAACGGGAUAUUCGACCUGAACCUGCGAUCCCUCGAAUCGCUCGAGCUUGAAAAUAUCAAAUGGCUUCCACCAAUAUUCCGAGGCUUUAGUAGUUCACUGAGGACAAUCUAUCUAUGCAGCUGCUUACUUCCACGGAUUCCAAACCUUGAAAACACAUACAGGCUUCAUCUCGAAGAGUUUUUCAAGUGGAAUCCUAUACACAGAAGAUGGCAGCGAGCAGGGCGGAUGGAGAUUUUAGGUGAUCUCACAGAAAUCGAAACCUGGGCAAAUUUACAGAAACUUACCAUUGGUUCACUCGCCACGCUCGUCGUCCCUCUUUGCCUCCCUUGCCUCCAUACACUCGAGCUCAUCCCGGGGGUCGACAGCACCGCGGUAUUCGCUUAUGUCUCCAACCUCUCCCUACAGAAACUAAGUACAUUCAUUAUGUCACUCCGGGCUGAUUCUCCUCUUAGACUCCCCCCAUCCCUCCUCAAGGCCACAAUCAUUGAACUCUUUACAAACGCAAGGAAAAUCAAAGUUAUUAAGGCACCGAGUACCUUUAUUGCUGCCAUCCUCAGUUUUCUAUUCCAGCGGUUCUAUUCCUCUUUCUCAUCCACAAACGAACAAACAGGCCUCACCCUGUUCGGGGACGACACCAAGGCUCAAAUACAGCUCAUGCGCGACAGCCUGGCCCAACUCUCAGCUGGGAGUACAUCUACAAGCAACAUAUUCAGCUCAGGGGUCACGAGAAUGCAGAGCAGCUCAGUACUAUUUCGCUCAAGUACUUUGGCCGUCCACUGA
This is a messenger RNA of Serendipita indica DSM 11827, 1665 nucleotides long. The record is from the annotation of a GenBank genome assembly. Lineage: Eukaryota; Fungi; Basidiomycota; Agaricomycetes; Sebacinales; Serendipitaceae.